This is a messenger RNA of Thamnophis sirtalis, 1408 nucleotides long. Its product is annotated as histone H2A type 2-C. Gene Ontology annotation, cellular component: nucleosome. NCBI's taxonomy places the organism in Eukaryota, Metazoa, Chordata, Lepidosauria, Squamata, Natricidae. Gene Ontology annotation, molecular function: structural constituent of chromatin; protein heterodimerization activity; DNA binding. The record is from RefSeq and is a predicted model, not a curated record.
AUGUCUGGUCGCGGCAAGCAAGGGGGCAAGGCGAGAGCCAAGGCCAAGUCUCGUUCUUCCCGUGCCGGACUCCAGUUCCCGGUCGGUCGUGUCCACCGCCUGCUGCGCAAAGGGAACUACGCCGAGCGGGUGGGCGCCGGCGCUCCCGUCUACCUGGCGGCGGUGCUGGAAUAUCUCACGGCGGAAAUCCUGGAGUUGGCCGGCAACGCUGCUCGGGAUAACAAGAAGACCCGCAUCAUCCCCCGUCACCUGCAGCUCGCCAUUCGCAACGACGAAGAGCUCAACAAACUCCUGGGGAAAGUGACCAUCGCCCAAGGGGGCGUGUUGCCCAAUAUCCAAGCGGUCCUUUUGCCCAAGAAGACGGAAAGCCACAAAGCGAAAGGAAAAUAGAAAUUGCUCUGGAGAAAAGGAACAUUGAAUUUCAAACCCAAAGGCUCUUUUCAGAGCCACCUACAAUUUCAAGUAAGGAGCUGAGUCUUGGUGUCAAAUAAGUUUUUUUUUUCCUUUUCAGAUCCAAAGCAUCCUGGGGCCUAGCCCUUACCUGCCCCAGGGUUUGCCUAUGAUCGCGAAUAUUGCUUUAUCCGGGCAGAUUUAAAAAAGCCACCUGUUACUAUACAGAAGGCUUCAGCUGUUACAUUCCAAGCCCCCACCGCUUAAUUUAUAAAAGCGUGAGAAUGGGGAGGCAAUCUUAACAAAUCGCCGCAUCCGGCGGGAUUAUUCAAACUCUGCAUUUUCUACAUUUAAUGUAAAAUUAGGAUCCCAUUACACUCACCAAAGGGCACUUAACGUAGGACCCCCCUUUCUUCAGUAUUAAAUCAUUUUUUUAAAAAAAAUAAGCCGCUGUUGAGACUUUUAAAGGUUUGUGUGUGUAUAUAUAGAAACAUCUUAGGGACCUAGAACAGUGAUCUCAUGGCUUCAUGAUACAAUUUUACGUUUGGAAAAAGCAAAUGUUUGGAAAAAGCUCCUGCGUGGAGCUUUCAUGGCCGCUUCCAUCCAGAUUUUGGGAACAACGCGGAAAUAGUUGUUUUCCUAGUCUCUACUUUUGGCCUUCUCUAGCCCCCGAUCUUGAUUGAUAUUUAGAGACCACCCGAAGUAUCGUGCGUAUGCCAGCGGAAAAUAAUGAAAAUAUAUAAGGUCGCGACUAAUCAGUUACUAAACCAUUUACAUAACAAGUGCUUAAAAUGAAACGGAAAAAAAUAUAUAAUGGAAUAAACUGUUGCAAUACAAGUUUAGAUGGUCUCCCAGUUUAGGCAAUAUAGGAAUACACAUUGAGUUUAAUGGUGACGUGUUUAUCUUGGUGUAAAAUACACCAAUACACAAAAAAGUGACUUUGUAGUGUUCCCCCUUCUCUCCCAGUUUAGGCAAUAUAGGAAUACACAUUGAGUUUAAUGGUGACGUGUUUAUCUUG